UCUCACUGUCAAUACAGAGUCAGCUCAGUCAGCUCUCAAGCACUGCAGAACACACGGACACGGGUGAAAACACAAAACAUGAAGUUUUAAAGAUAUUUUUAAUAUUUUGAAUUAAAUGACCCUUGUCUUUGAACGUUAGUAUGACAAUGGGGUCCUAUAUUGUCCGAAAGUUUAUACCGAAUCGAAUAUCAACUAAGUAUAACAAUCUUAAAGCUAAAUUUUCCUUCACUCUUGAAGUACCUGAAAGGUUAAAAGGGACAAAAUUUGAAAAAUUAGGGAAUUUUUGUGUGAAUCUUUUACGGGAUUAUGGCGAAGUGAUUAAGGAAACAUCUAACAACAUCAAGCAACGUCCAAAGAAAGCUCUGGCUUAUGCGUGGGGAUUUUGGGCAUGGUACUACUGUAUGAAGACCAAUCCAGAUGAACUCAGCUUCAGGGAACGAUGCCUUGUAGCUGCUGGCGAUAUAGCAUCUUUACCAGACUCUAUCCGAAACAAGGAGUCUAGUUCACACUUUUCAUUUUUGGAGUCAUGUCACAAUACUGGUAUCUUACGUAGACUGAACCUUGGUGUUUGUUCCAUAAUGUGGUUGGAUAAUUACGACCAAGCUGUUGGACUAUAUGCUGCACAUUGUAAGUUUUUAGAACCAAAGUAUCUGAGUUUUCAUGAAAGAAUUAUAGAUGUUGGUAUUCUUGGUCGGUGGUGGAUGAUUAGCAGAAAAAUGAGGGACUAUGAUAUAAAUCCUGAAGAAUGGGAUGGAGAGAGAAAGAGAAUUGUUGAAUGAGAAGGGAUACAUCAAAAUGUGUAGUUUUGCUGUCUCAGGAAUAAAUUGUUGUUUUCUUUGAU
Molecule: messenger RNA, 841 nt
Organism: Thrips palmi
Lineage: Eukaryota; Metazoa; Arthropoda; Insecta; Thysanoptera; Thripidae
Product: mitochondrial import inner membrane translocase subunit Tim29
Exons: 3
Coding region: 141-779 (212 amino acids)
Biological process (GO): protein insertion into mitochondrial inner membrane
Cellular component (GO): TIM22 mitochondrial import inner membrane insertion complex
Source: RefSeq, a predicted model, not a curated record